AUGACAGGGAAAGAUGUUUAUUAUCAUUUUUUGGAAACAAAAGAGCGAGAGGAUGAAAGCAAUAGGCAUCAUAAUCUUGACUUUCGCCUUUAUGAAUUUGAAGUUGUGGAGAAAAAUGAUCGUAGCCCACAACUCCUGUAUUUAUUCCCAUGGGAAAUUAUAAAAGAGAUCACACCCCAAGAUCUGGAACUUCAAUUUGGCAUUGAAUUAAAUGCUAUGCAAGUGAGAGAGCACCUUCUUACGCACUGGAAUUUCGAGGAUAAACAGCGUAUACUUCGUGGGGAGCAGGUUCCUCUUCUGAUGCUUGAUAUCGAUACUCAAACUGAGUAUCCACUAUUUUUCAAGAAAUGGUCUGAUCGUGAAAGAUAUAUGAUACAUGGUUAUGCAUUACUGGAGUUUGUGGCAAAUAGAAAUUUAACCGUGGGUAUGACCAUCGGAAUGUAUUGGCACAAUAAGUCAAGAAUCCUUCGUUUAUCGAUCUUGGACAACUAA
This is a messenger RNA of Coffea eugenioides, 492 nucleotides long. RefSeq names its product B3 domain-containing protein At5g26805-like. The record is from RefSeq and is a predicted model, not a curated record. NCBI's taxonomy places the organism in Eukaryota, Viridiplantae, Streptophyta, Magnoliopsida, Gentianales, Rubiaceae. Bases 1 to 492 code for a protein of 163 amino acids. The transcript has a single exon.